UCAAUUUGAUGAUGCACGCAGUAAAAUAUUUUUACUCAAUUCGUGAAUCCAUUUGGUUUAGUCUUUUGUUUUUUAUUGAAUUCUAAAUAUCACGAUGAAUAUCAUCUAUAAAUCCCCUUUUGAUCGACAACAUAAAGUGUUGGAAGCGAAUAGAAAUGGAAUUGUUCCUAUUGAUGAAUUAAAACGUCUCAUCUUGCUCAAAGAGAAUCUUCCUUCUUUAUCAAUCGACUUCGAUGUAUUUCGCAAUGGAAAGAAAAUUGUUGAUAACUUGAAUCUUGAUGGAAUUGAUAUCUUUAUUCAAUUAUUCAUACCGAUUCCAGGUGGUAAAGGUGGUUUUGGAUCCAUGCUUCGAGCAAUUGGAGCUCAGAUUGAAAAAACAACAAACCGUGAAGCAUGCCGUGAUCUUAGUGGUCGAAGAUUGCGAGAUGUAAACGAAGAAAAACGGAUCAAAGAAUGGAUAAAAAAACAAGCAGAUCGCAAAAAAGAAGAGGAGAAAAAGAAGCGUGAAAAAUUAAAACAAAUUGCCGAAGGAAUUAUCGCACCUAAUUGUAAAUAUGAUGACGCUGAUUUUGAAAAAUUUCGUACCGAAAUUCCCGACAUUAUUGAUGAAUCAAUUACGCAAGGUUUACAAAAGCAACAAAGUUCUAGCAAAAGAAAAUUGGAAACAGAAAAUUCUAUCGAUGACUCAUCAUCAGAUAAUCGUGACCAAAGUGAUAAAUCAAAAGAUAAAUCACCAAUUCCUAUACCUACAAAAAAAUUGGCAAAAAAGCAUGAUCUUUGGUUGGGCGUAGAUAUCUCAGAUUCAGAUGAUUCCGAUCAAGAAGAAACGCUUGUUGAAAAAAUAUAAUUUAUUACACACAGACACACAUAUACAAGUACUCAAAAUUGACAUUCAAUCUUAAUGAAUGACAAAAAAAUAAACAAUUUUUUUUCUUUUACCAUCACGACGGACAAACAUCGCAUCCAAUCAGUAAGAAGAUAUUUUUAUUUUUUUUACACUCUAAUAAUGAGGUCAUUGUGUCAACCCAAACAACAUGAAAAAUUUUGUUUGAUUUGAUCCAAUGUUUUCUCGAAUGUCACUACCAUCAUCACCAACACAAAUUGUAAUCUUGUUUUCAACAUAUAUAUUCACAAUAAAUUUUUGUCAUAUACAAUAGGAUAAAAUUUUCUUAACAAAUAUAUCAUAUUAUUCGAUUCUUUUGUAUAAUAACAUUACUCAAAUUUCGAAAAAGGAAUUUCUUUGUAUUUAUUUGACCAAUAUGAGAUGUGUAUAUUUUCAAAUUAUAUAAGAAUCACUUGUUCCAUUCAACUAUAGAAUUACAUCAAAAAAAAAAAUAAAUAAAUAAAUUUCCAUGAA
Molecule: messenger RNA, 1357 nt
Organism: Dermatophagoides farinae (American house dust mite)
Lineage: Eukaryota; Metazoa; Arthropoda; Arachnida; Sarcoptiformes; Pyroglyphidae
Product: splicing regulator SDE2
Cellular component (GO): nucleus
Source: RefSeq, a predicted model, not a curated record